Zophobas morio is the source of this 2961-nucleotide messenger RNA. Its product is annotated as integrator complex subunit 7-like. Gene Ontology annotation, biological process: snRNA 3'-end processing. The coding region runs from base 46 to 2784 and encodes 912 amino acids. Lineage: Eukaryota; Metazoa; Arthropoda; Insecta; Coleoptera; Tenebrionidae. Gene Ontology annotation, cellular component: integrator complex. The record is from RefSeq and is a predicted model, not a curated record. The transcript is spliced from 29 exons.
GGGGCUGCCUCCUCUUUCCUCUUCUCGUUGAGGUUUUUAUCUUAUAUGUCAAACAGUCGCACUAAUAGCUCUAUUGGUUUUGAAGACGGUUCAAAGAGGCUUGGAGAGCUUAAUCAAGGCUUGCAUUCUAGAAGCCGAGAAGAAAAGUUUAAAGCUCUUAUACAAUUUCCAAUUUUUUUUGAUAGAUACCCUUUUCCCACCACCGUUAAUACAGCCGUUAUUAGGCUAUCCGAGUUAUUUCGAGAGGGUGAUAAUGUUUUGCGUUUUUAUGUUUAUCAAGUCUUUAAGUUGACUCAGAGUCAUAUGGGUUGUCUUUAUGCUAUUAACGAUGUUGCAAGAAGAUUUAUAAUUGUCUCACACCAAAAUGACCCCAUCGCUCGUUCGUUGACACUUUACGUUUAUUCAGCUCUUUCACGAGUUCUAAGAAAUCAUAAGAAAAUACACCACAGUAUAUUAAACUCUCUUUACUCGCCUUACGAAGUCGAGGUAAAGGCAGCUGCUAUUGCCUUGAAGAGGCUUAGUUUUCACUCCCGAUCUUUUGCUGAAAGCGCUUUUCAUAAACUUACUUUGUUAAUAGAGGAUAAAGAAAUAUCUGAAGAAAUUAAGUUGAGCCUUCUUUCUGUCUUCGGACAAUUGCGUUACACGAUGGAGAUGAAUACUCAAUCCCGGCGAGUAUGCUUAAAACUUCUUCGCUCCUUUUCCGCCAAAAGCUUUGUGGUUGUCAUUCUCGACACUUUAACUACGCUUGCCUUGAGAUCGGGUUCACAUGUGAAGGACCAGGUUGCUCUCCUUUGCACGGCUUAUAUCAAGGAUCCGAGAGAAUCCGUUCGCAGAGUUUGUUUGAUCAACUUGUUGAAGCUUUCCAACGGCUACCCCGAACUUUUUGAAAGGGAGCACUUUGAGUGUCUCUAUUCCAUCGUCUCUUUGAGUCACCGUCCUCUUGCCUAUCAGAUUCUCUGCAAGAUUCACCGGAGCUCGGUGUCGAGCGUAGCAACCUUGCGUGAUUCUGCAUCAGGGCUCUGUUAUUCCCGCGCCAGAUGCUUUUCAGAGGCCACUGUUAUACUUAAAAACGAACGCGGUAAUCUUCUGCUCUUUGUUUCCUAUCUUGAGGUCUUGGCUGCCGUCUCGGCUUGCGACCCCGACUCUGCAGACUCUAAGGUUGUUUUUGAGUGGUGUAAGGCAGCAAUAUGUAUAUUAAAAGUUUGCAAACUUCGCAUCGACUUGCUAAGGCGUCUGUUAAAUUCUCUGUGUCAUAUUUUUCUGCUUUUUGUGUCCAUUCGUCCUUUUGUCUUGUUGGCCAUUGCGAACUUGUUAAUCCCGACAGAAAAAUCCUCUUUGUAUUUGCUAAAGUGGCUUCGUUACUGUCUUAAGCGUGCUCCCUCUGAAGUUCUUGCAGUGAAAGAUCGCCUUUGCGAGUUGCUGAGUUCCGAAGCGGCCAGCCGUAACGUCGACUUCUUCCUUCUGCUCUCGGACAUCUGCGCUCUUCUCUCUCGCUGGUCCCUAGCUCUGCAUUUCAGUCCGGAGAAUGCAGUUGCCUCACUUAAAGCGAGCAGUCAGUUUGAGGAUACUUGGUCCCUUUACCUCUUUGCGCGGAAUAUGCUUCGGGCGGGAUGUUUCCAAGUGGACGGAGUGCUUCAACAUCUACUCGAGAUGGCCUCGUCUCCGCACUACUACUACUGGUUUGCCUCUCUCCGGGACAUGUGCGCGGCAGAGACCCGCCUUGUGGCCAUUCUUGCCUCUUCUGCAUAUCGGGGGACCACUAAUUUCCGCAGUCUUUGCGAUCAGUGCUCGGCUUCCCUGUCACUUUACACGGAGGCCAUCAGCUCCCUCAAAGCCUCUCGACGGCUUCCAAACCAAUUUGCGUUUCAGUUAACCUUCAUGACUCUACGCGCGGAAUAUUUUAACAACUUUCUUGGACUCGUGGCGUUGUUGCAGUCUAGCAAAAACUGCUCGACGCUUCACUUCUCAGUGGAGUUGUUAGCGAAGAGCGAUUUGUUUGCCCAACUUGCAUCUUCUUAUCACACUUUACGCUUCUCUUUCUUUGAUAUCGAUGAAGAAUCCUUCACUACAAUUAAGAGUCUCCAGCACUACUGCAUAGUCCUAUGUAGAACAAUUUCGAGAUUGUUUUUUUCAGGAGAAGCCCGAGGCAAGUAUGCAGCACUCUGUUAUCUGCACGCAGAGAAAGAGUGUUCUGGUGAUCUUUGUAAAAAGGUUCUUCCCUCGUACUGCUACCACGCUUCGCGCAUGGACUCCAUAUGCAACGCCUUUAUUGCCAAAUUGACUGCUAUGCCUUCCGAGACUUCCCACGAAUGGCGGUGUACUUGUCUUUUAAAGCUCUGCUCUGCCUUGCUCUUGGCGCCCUUCCCCGUCCCCUCCUUUUUUUUCCGUUCGUGCAGGUUGUACGAUCUGAAGCUCACAACUACUCCCUAUAACAAACCCGACGAUCCUCUAGUAGUCGAAGAAGGCGUUCAACUUAUCGUUCAAGUUGAAGGCCUUCUGCAUAUCCUAGGGGAAUGCCCCCGGCGGUGUACGUGGGUCGAACUUGAUCUUUUUACAGUGAGUCACCCCCCUGCAGAGAAUAACCAGGAAAGCGGGAGGGAAUCGGAGCCUUACCAGCGUUGCCGCGUGAAGAUUAAAGACGGCUACUUCACCUCACGCUUUGCUAUUCUUUUCAAUGACGUUGGGAGGUAUGUAUGCCGGGUAGAGUCGAUGCUGGUCGACGCCGACAAUAAGCAGUGGAAGACCUCCGUGUAUAGCACUGUUUAUGUGGAGGUGAAGCGGUAACAAGCGCGGUUGAGUCUUUCGACCCACCCACUGAAGACAGCGUGGUCUUAGUGACGUCCAAAUGCUUUCUUUUGUGCUUUUCACAGAGUCACUUGCUAUUUUUAAAAAAUUCUUUUGACUCCACUUUCCCAUUAGGUUAAAAGUACGGGUUUUGUGUUUUGCGGAGUUUGUAAUAAA